Molecule: messenger RNA, 4761 nt
Organism: Hippocampus zosterae (dwarf seahorse)
Lineage: Eukaryota; Metazoa; Chordata; Actinopteri; Syngnathiformes; Syngnathidae
Gene: ano8a
Product: anoctamin 8a
Exons: 18
Coding region: 179-3397 (1072 amino acids)
Biological process (GO): chloride transmembrane transport
Cellular component (GO): plasma membrane
Molecular function (GO): chloride channel activity
Source: RefSeq, a predicted model, not a curated record
CACCGUCAUCAGCCAGUCACGAUUGGGGCUCCUUCACGUGUCACUUCCAUGAUCAUGAUCACCCUCCUUCUCCUCGUCCGUAUCACAAGGCUUUCUACUUCGCAUGCAAUGGUCGUGCAUUAAAAAGCACCCCCCCCCCUCCCACCCCUGCGCCCGCCUAGGAUACAUGUGAAGCAGCAUGCACGCGACGGGCGGCGGAGCGGCUGACACCGAUGCUGCAGACAACCAGCACCGUGCGGCGCAAAGGAUGGAGAGGACGCCCGUGGGGGAACAACAGCGUCGGACCGACGACCAGUACCAGCAGCAAGGGCCGUCUUCAGCCACGCACGGCGUGCUCGAUAAACUGUUUGGAAAGAGGCUCCUGCAGGCCAGACACUAUAUAUUGUCGAGGAAGUCCUGGCUGAAGAUGGUUCCUACGGAAAACUGUGACAUCCUGAUGACAUUCCCAGGUACUGUCAAGCAUCUUAGACCGGAUUCAGUCGAUGACCACACUCUGCUGUGGCUCCUGAAUCAAAUCCGUGUUGGAAUCCCACAAGUCAGUAUUCAAGUCCGACAGCAUAAACAUACGCAGGCUUAUGCCUUCUUCAUCACCACUACGUUUGAGAAUUUACUGCGGGGAGCGGAACAGAUGAGCAUGCACAAGGCUGUCAAGCCUCAGUUUGGCGGCGGGAUGCGACGCUUCUCUUGCGAAGAGGACAACAUCUAUGAGAACAUAGAGAGCGAGCUCUGCUUCUUUACGUCGCAGGAGCGUCAGAGCAUCAUCAAGUACUGGCUUGACAACCUGCGAGCCAAACAGGGAGAAGUGCUUCACAACAUUCACUUUCUGGAGGGACAACCCAUUAUUCCAGAACUGGUGGCCCGUGGUGUGAUCCAUCAGAUGUUUCCUCUCCACGAGCAGAGGAUCCUUAAUCAGCUGAUGACGUCAUGGGUCCAGGCUGUUUGUGAAAGGCAGCCUUUGGAUGAUAUCUGCGACUACUUUGGAGUGAAGAUCAGCAUGUACUUUGCCUGGCUCGGUUUCUACACCAACUCUAUGCUUUACCCUGCAGUCAUUGGCUUUCUCCUGUGGAUACUUGCAGAAGCUGAUCAGACCAGUCAGGAUAUAUGCUGUGUGGUGUUUGCGCUCUUCAAUGUGGUGUGGGCGUCCUUGUUUUUGGAACGCUGGAAGAGACGAGAAGCCGAGCUGGCCUACAGGUGGGGUACCCUUGACACACCUGCAGAGUCCUUGGAGGAGCCCAGACCACAGUUCAGGGGUGUAAAACGUUGCAGUCCCAUAACAGGCUGUGAAGAAUUCUACUACCCUCCAUGGAAGAGGGUUAUGUUCAGAUGGCUGGUCAGCCUCCCCAUCUGCCUCCUCUGCCUCUGUUUUGUCUUCCUCAUCAUGCUGCUCUGUCUGGAACUGCAGGAAGUGGUUAUGGAGAUUCAGGAGCUACCUAGCAUCACAAGAUUUAUUCCCAAGAUUCUGCUGGCUAUCACUGUAACCAUAUGUGAUGAGGUUUAUAAGAAGAUUGCCUAUUGGCUCAAUGACAUGGAAAAUUAUCGACUUCAGAGUGCCUACGACAAUAAUCUCAUCAUCAAGAUGGUUUUUUUUGAAUUCAUCAAUUCUUAUCUAAGUCUUUUCUACAUUGGAUUCUACCUCAAGGAUAUGGAGCGACUAAAAGAGAUGCUUGCAACACUACUGAUUUUCCGUCAGUUCCUCCAGAACAUUAAAGAGGUCCUCCAGCCUUACCUUUAUGAACAAAACAAGCUGGGGGUGUUCACCCCCAAGAUCCUGUGGGAGCUUCUACAAGCCAUCAUGCUCAAGUAUGGCCGCCUGGCUCUGGGAAAGGCCCAAGCGUCAAUAACGGCGUACUCUCUCCUGGGCCCCAGAGGACUCCCAGCCAGCGACAGCACGGGCGUGGACAGUCAGCCAAAGACGAGGGGCGAUUUGAAAGCUGGAUUCAGGCUGACGGAAGAAGAGUGGGAUAUGAAUGACAGCGCCCUGAAGCAACGGAAAGUCAGCUUCACAGAGAAAGUCGACUACCAGGACGUCACAGCGGAAGCGCAGACGGCGGAUGACGCCUUCCCUGAGGACAGCCCCACGCUGGUGGAGAACGGAAUGGAUCCGUCCAGUAUUUUUGACAGUUGUGACGACGACAGCGAUCUGGAAUUGCUGUCUCAGGACACGAAAGAGAAUACCACCGUGUCCUCUUCAAGAGAACCAAACGGUCUCCGUCAGAGAAGAAAAAACAUGGAUGAGACCAAAGAGGACAAGAAGUCCUGGAUUGAUCCGCCAGAAGAACCCCAAACUGUCACUCUCGCGCAAGCUGAGAUCGAAAGCUGUAUGCAGACGUAUGAGGAUACUCUUCAGGACUACCAGGAGAUGUUCAUUCAAUUUGGUUAUGUGGUGCUCUUCUCCUCUGCCUUUCCUCUGGCCGCCAUGUGUGCGCUCAUCAACAAUAUCAUCGAGAUCCGCAGUGAUGCCCUCAAGCUCUGCACGGGCCUGCAGAGGCCCUUUGGCCAAAGGGUGGAGAACAUUGGCCAAUGGCAGACUGCAAUGGAGGCCAUGGGCUUGAUAGCCAUUAUUGUUAACUGUUACCUGAUUGGUCAGUGUGGUCAACUGCAGCGUCUUUUCCCCUGGUUGAGUCCCGAGAUGACCGUCGUCUCCAUUGUGUUGUUGGAGCACUUUGCCAUCCUCCUAAAGUACAUCAUCCAUGUUGCCAUCCCUGAUAUCCCCGGUUGGGUAGCAGAAGAGAUGGCCAAGCUAGAAUACCGACGAAGGGAAGCUUUCAAGAGGCAUGAACUGCAGGCGCAGCAACAUUUCCAACAACAGCUCAGACGUCGCCGCGAGGAAGAGGAACUUCAGCGUCAGGCGGAGGCGCGUCAGGAGAACGAGUGCCACAAGUCGGACGCCCAUCACCAGCAUCACCAUGAGAAAGCGGCGGGCGGCAAGCCCAAAAGACCCAGCUCCCUGCUCGGGAACAACAACGUGAUGAAGCUGAAGCAGAUCAUCCCCCUUCAGGGUAAGUUCUCCUCCAGUAGCUCCCGCUCCCCGGCUCAGUCACCCACUGGGGGAGAAGCGAAGCUUCCAGGAUUCCUCAAGUUUUUAAAGUCGACAGAGGUGAAAAAAGAACCCGCUACAGCUGCGGGAUCACCCGGAUCGACGGGGAGCUCUUCGGCCACCGGUGGCGGCCAGGAACGAAAUCAGUCGCCCAACAGGACAUUCAGUCCGGGUAAGCUGUUCAGUUUCAGCAAGUCGGAGGGAACCGUGGUGUAUGCUAACGGGAUGCAGCCUCCCAGCCAGGCGGACAGUUGUCAUGCCAACAGGGCUGAGCUCAACUCGACUCAUGAGGAAUUACCGUCAAAUGAGUCUGAUAAAGGAGAGGUUGACUUAGAAAGCUCAGGCUCAAAGAAUUCAUAAACAUUCCAGUGUAUUAAAAAAAAACAAAAACAAUAAAUGAAAUACAUUAUUUGCAAUGUCAGUGAUUACGUUAAAACAGACACUUGCACAGUAGUGGCACAUGUCAAGUCUGGCCUAUGGAAAGCCGUUGACUCGAAAGCUGUAAAGUUUAUUUACAGUGAAUCCAUGCGUAUUCACAAAUAUUUUGAGCGUGAAUGUGUAUUGGUGUGAUGCCAACUUUAGGCUUAAGAUUAUAUUUAAGUGCGGGGAGGAUCUUCAUUUAGUCAGGUCGUAGUCUUGCUAAGUUAAAAAAAAAAACUUUGCCGGCAGCUUUUGGGGGUAUUUUGUUCCGAGCUUUGCAGAAUUGUUUUAUCUCAGUAACACUGGAAGGUAUUACAGAAUAACCUGUCUAUUUAAAGUCAUGCUACACCACCUCAAUUGAUUUUUAAGUCCCAACUUUGACUUGGCAACUCAAUAACCUGAAGAAGUGGACUGGCUUGGUUUUUUUUUUUCGGGUAGUUGCUCUGUCUCACACUCCUGGAGUGCUUGAGCAACAGGGCACAAGCGUUCCCCUGCAGGAUUUUCUUGUAGACAGCAGACCAUUUUCUACCAUUAAUUCAUUCACUCCCAAAGACGUUUUUAAACGUCUUUUCAGACUUGGUCCAGAAUUGGCUGGUACUGAAUGAGUUAAUCACAACAUAUCGUCCAGGUCUCGAAGUCGCACCAGAUCAUCACCCUGUCGCCACCUUGUUUGGUUGAUGUUCGUUUUAUCAAAUGCUGUUAUUUUUAUGUCGGUUAUAACACACGUAGCACACGCUCUUACUACAGUGUUGAAUUGUCGUACCAAGUGAGGACAAAGAACAUACUAGUACAUGGAUCUUUAACGAUCAAACGGCUUUUCAUACUGGCGGAACGCAUGUGAGGUCAACAGAUAAAUGCACCUUACUUUGCACAAAGCAUCGAAAUAUGUACAAGUUCUUACAGCUUCCAUGUAAAUACAUGUGCUGUACAGUGAAUGUGAUUCUUCGAAUGAAUCUUUUUCUUUCGAGAUAUAACUGUUGCAUGACUCAAGUCACAUUCCAGGUUUGAUUCUCCUUUUCAAGCCUGCAUUGAAUGCAUACUGCGCAUGAGUGACCUGUUCAUGAUGUGUUCUUUAGCACUUUAAAAAAAAAAAAAGCCAACGUAUUCUUCUGCAAUAGCUCACAUUCUAGUCACUGUGACCAUGAAAAGUCUUAUAUUUUUCUCAAAUGUCAUUUCUUUUUUUUUAAUGAAUUAUUUUGUUACAUGGAUUCGUGAAUGUAUUCCUGAUGCAAAUGAAUACCACUUGAAUCAAGUCAAAGGCAUAUGAGUUUACACUUAAUAAACAUUACAGAUAAAAGAAAAAA